Molecule: messenger RNA, 1125 nt
Organism: Phytomonas sp. Hart1
Lineage: Eukaryota; Euglenozoa; Kinetoplastea; Trypanosomatida; Trypanosomatidae
Source: the annotation of a GenBank genome assembly
AUGGGCCUGCUCGAGCGACGAAAAGCCAUCGAGGAUGAGAUCGCGCGGACGCAGAAGAAUAAAAAGACGGAGUACCACAUCGGCCGCCUCAAAGGCCAGCUCGCGCGCAUUCGGACGGAGAUGAUGGAGCACGCGGUGAGGGCGGCCGGCGCGAAGGGCGGGGACGGCUUCGACGUCCGAAAAAGUGGCGACGUUCGCGUGGCGUUGGUGGGUUUUCCCUCCGUCGGAAAGUCGUCUUUUCUCUCGCGGGUGACCGAAACGGCGAGCGAGGCCGCCGGGUACGAAUUCACCACCCUCACCUGUAUCCCGGGAAAGCUUUUUCACAAGGGGACGGAAAUCCAGAUAUUGGAUUUGCCAGGGAUUAUCGAGGGCGCCGCGGAGGGAAAGGGGCGGGGACGGCAGGUCAUCGCAACCGCACGAACGGCGGAUAUGAUUAUUCUGAUGAUCGACGCCGUCAAGGCUGAGAUUCAGCGCGGUAAAAUUGAAAACGAGCUAGAAAUGGUGGGCAUUCGACUGAAUCAAUGUUAUCCCAACGUGACCUUUAAGAAAAAGGCAUCGUGCAGUAUGAAUGCGGUUAGCUACAGUUCGAACAUCAAGCAAACUAAGGGGAUGUCAGAGAGCAUGGCGAAGGAGAUUCUCAAGGACUACGGUAUUUUCAACUCCGAGGUGGUCCUGCGCGAGGAUAUUACCAUAGAUCAGUUCAUCGACGUGAUCGAGGGGAACCGAAUUUAUAUGCCUUGUUUGUAUGUUUAUAACAAGAUCGAUUCCAUCACAAUUGAGGAGAUGGAUCGUCUGAGCCGAAUGCCGCAUUCGGUCGUCUUGUCCUUGCAAUGGGAUCUCAACGUGGACGAGGUGAUCGAUGAGGUUUGGGAACACCUCAACAUUAUUCGCAUUUACACGAAAAAAAAAGGAAGCCCUCCUGACUUUUCCAAACCUUUCGUAACCAAGCGAAAUUCCACCGUAGAACAUAUUUGUAAGCGUAUUCACAAGGAUAUCGUAUCGCGGUUUAAGUACGCGCUAGUGUGGGGAACGAGUGCGAAGCACGCCCCUCAGCGGGUUGGUAUUAAUCAAGUCCUUGAGGAUGAGGAUGUUUUACAGAUUCUGCUCAAGACAGCGAACGAAUAA